UAAAGUAUCAAAUAUUCGACGUUGUGGUGUUGGCUUUUAAUUAGUGCAAUUUUAUUAAUGUUAUCGUUAACGUUAUUUCUGUAAAUAGACAUUAGCGAAUAUGUCUCUUGAACAUUUGCUCAGAGCAUGUUGCAAAGCAUGCUAUUAUCGUUUUAAGAUUUUGGCAUUCUGUUACGGUAUUAAAAUAGAAGCCAUAGAUGUAAUCGUUUGCGUUUUGUAUUAUUGGACAUAUAAAUGUUGACGUUACAUCUUAGACGCAUAUGACUGUGAAAUCUUUCCUGAAAUCCGGAAAAACGUUAAACAAUGACGACGGGGAGAGACACAGCUUCGAUCGGGGCGGACAAGCAGCACCACGUGUCGCUGAAACAAGGGAACUGCCGUGCGGGCAACUUCAAGAGCGGCUUGAUUGAUUUCGUGGCCGGCUCGCUCGGCGGCGUAGCCCUCGUCUACGUGGGCCAACCGUUGGACACGGUCAAGGUGAAGAUGCAGACGUUCCCGUCGAUGUACAAGGGCAUGGUGGAUUGUCUCGUGCGCACGGUGAAGACAGACGGCGUCGCGAGGGGUUUGUACGCCGGCACAAUUCCGGCUGUGGUCGCCAACGUCGCCGAGAACUCCGUGUUGUUCGCCGCAUACGGCGUGUGCCAAAAUACGAUCGCUCAUUUCACGGAUGUGCAGAGCGUGAAGGAGCUGAGCUCCAUCAGCAACGCCUGGGCCGGCUUUUUCGCCGCGUUCUUCUCCUCGUUGACGUUGUGCCCGACCGAGCUGAUAAAGUGCAAGCUGCAGGCGAUGAGGGAGGUGGAAGAGACACAGGCGGCCGGCAACAACGUCGCGGGCAAAGCUAGGAAGCGCGUAGGACCGUGGAAAUUGACGACACAGAUACUUAGGGAGCAAGGUGUAAGAGGCCUGUUUACAGGUCUCUCGUCGACGAUAGCCCGCGAGAUGCCCGGCUACUUCUUCUUCUUCGGCGGCUAUGAAGCCACGCGGCAGUUACUGGCCGCGCCUGGUCAGAGCAGAGAUGACAUCGGCUGGCAGAAAACGAUGGUGGCCGGCGCGGUCGGGGGCACGGUGCUCUGGCUGGUGAUAUUCCCUGCUGACGUGGUGAAAAGCAGAAUACAGGUGAAAAAUCUCACGACACCGGCGUUGAUAGUUUUCAAAGACAUCGCGAGGCGAGAGGGUAUCGGUGCGCUGUACAACGGAUUGAUGCCAACUCUGAUACGAACGAUACCGGCGACCGCCACGUUGUUUGUCACAGUAGAGUACACGAAGAAAUUAAUGUACAAUUAUUUCUGAGUUCGAUCGCUCGAUGCUGGACUUUUAUGGCAUUGAGUGAACUUGAUGUUCCAUGUGUAACCAAAUAUUUUCACCAAACAUUCGGAUAAAACAUGUGCCAUAAAAAUAUAAUGCUUGCGUACGAGAGAACAAUGUCGAACAUAUGUACGACAGAAAUUUCUGUCGCAAGGUAUUUUUGUGGAAAACAAAAAUAUUUUUAAAUUCAAUGUAGAUAGGAAAAAGUAAUAUGUUAGCAUAUAUUUUGAAUACAAAUAUUUACACACAAAAGAUAUUAAUAUUGUC
Harpegnathos saltator (Jerdon's jumping ant) is the source of this 1572-nucleotide messenger RNA. RefSeq names its product mitochondrial ornithine transporter 1. Gene Ontology annotation, molecular function: L-ornithine transmembrane transporter activity. Gene Ontology annotation, biological process: mitochondrial L-ornithine transmembrane transport. The transcript is spliced from 6 exons. The record is from RefSeq and is a predicted model, not a curated record. Bases 304 to 1290 code for a protein of 328 amino acids. Lineage: Eukaryota; Metazoa; Arthropoda; Insecta; Hymenoptera; Formicidae. Gene Ontology annotation, cellular component: mitochondrion.